AUGUGUAUAUAUUAUUAAUGAUUUAAAUUAUAGUUAAAAUUUCUCCGAGGGAAAACCUCAAAGUUACAGUUCCUUAACAAAUCACUGUGGAAGAUCUAAAUAACAUUAUAAGUAACACAAAAGAAGAAUACAAUUAUAUACAUAAGAACAGAAUUCUUUAACCAAAACUAUAGUUAAUUAAUUAAGAUGUAAAAGAAGGAGAUCUAAUAAUCUAAACAAUAAAAGAAAAGAAAAAGUAGAAAAAUAUAGAAAUUUAAUAAAUGAUAUUAGAUAAUGCUGAAGAUUACAAAAAGAAGGUUUUAGAAUUGAUUGAAUAAGGCUAUAAAAGAGAGGAUGUAGUUUAAGCUAUGAUUCAUAAUAAGUAUGAUCUAUAAUAGGUGAUGAGUCAUCUUAUUUAUGGAAAAAGAAGAACUAAUUAUGAUUAAGAUUAAGUAGAAGUAGAUGCUGAAGAUAUUAAAGAGAAAUUAAUGAAUUUAGAAGAAAUUAAGUUAUUAAUUAAAUGUAUCAAAAAUUAAGAUUGGGUGGAAGAAUUUUAUUAAUUGUAAUAAAGAAAACGAGAAAUUUUUGAUAUAUUUAUGUAAAAUACAAUGGCCUUAGUAGAAUUGAUUGCAGAAUUAUUAUCUAAUUGA
Molecule: messenger RNA, 629 nt
Organism: Paramecium pentaurelia
Lineage: Eukaryota; Ciliophora; Oligohymenophorea; Peniculida; Parameciidae
Source: the annotation of a GenBank genome assembly